AUGCGGCGCGCCAGCCGAGACUAUUCCAAGUACUUGCGCGGCGCCGAAGACCUGGGCGCCAGCGCCGCCCACGAGUGCGCCCUGCCGCCUCCGCCGCUGCCGGCGCCAGGUGGGGCGCCCGCCCAGGCCCACGCACCGUCCGCCUCUAGGUCCCUCUUGGCCGCGCUGGUGCUCCUGGGUGUGGGGCAGGUGAUCUGCAGCGUGGCCCUGUUCCUCUACUUCAGAGCGCAGAUGGACCCUAACAGAAUGUCAGAAGAAGAUACACACUGUUUGAAAACCUUCCUGAGACUUCAAGGGAAUAUAGACCUGCAGGAAACAACUUUGGCCAACCAAGAAACAAGGCUCAUGUCCGAAUCAUGCAAAAGGAUGAAACAAGCUUUCCAGGGAGCGAUGCAAAAGGAAUUCCAGCGUUUUAUUAUUGAGAAAGACCAAUCAAGAUCAGAGAAAUCUAUAAUGGGAGCCUCACGGUUGGAUUUGACCAGGAAAAACAAACCUGACGAACUACCUUUUGCCCACCUCAUCUUCGAUGGCAGUAAAAUUCCAGCUGGUGCCCAUAGGGUGAACCUCACAUCCUGGCAUCAUGACAAAGGCUGGGCAAACAUAUUAAACAUGACUUUCAGUGAUGGAAAAUUAAUAGCCAAUCAUGAUGGCUUUUACUACCUGUAUGCCAGUGUAGGCUUUCGACACCAUGAAACAGUGGGAAAUCUAACUAGAAAAAUUGUGCAGUUGAUGGUGUACGUGACAAAAACUGAUGUUAAAAGGAAAAGCUCUAUAGUCCUGAUGAAGGGAGGAAGCACAAAGAAUUGGUCAGGAGACACGGAAUUUCAUUUUCAUUCUGUAAAUGUAGGAGGGUUUUUCAAACUGAAAUCUGGUGAAGUAGUAGGUAUCCAGAUAUCAUACCCUUCAUUACUGGAUCCCUCUCCAUCAGGAACUUACUUUGGGGCCUUUAAAAUAAGGGAUAUUGAUUGAGCCUAGCUAGAUUUUUUUUUAAAGGGAAAUAUAUUUAUUCAACUGGACUAGAUUACCGGGGUGUGUGCUUAACAGCCUGUGGGGUCCAGUUGUACAUGAAUGAGACUUUCUCUAUGGCCGCCUUACCCACAGCUGAGUUGCAGCUCUACAGUGCUUGACUAAAACGUUUUGUGGUAAUCUGGCUUGUGGAUUGGGAUACCGUGUGGAUAUAAAUUGGCAGCAAGUCUAGAAUGGCAUCUAAAGUAUUGGUUGUAAAAACACUUUAAAUACAAACACACUUUGGCUUUGUACUGCAUGGGAAAUAAAGGCUUGGAUCCAGACCAAGUUAGUUGCAAAUUAGGACCCAUUCAAACAAUGCAAGAAGUUAAGUUCCAUUGAUUUUAAAUAGAAAUGAAAUGUAACUACACUGCAGGGCAAUCUUAUACACCGCUACUCAGAAGUCCCUUUGAGUUCAAUGAUGCUUUCUCCUAUCAAAGUGUAUAUAGGAUUCCAUCGUAAGGCCAGAAUCCUAACCGCUCUUACUAAAGAGCAAGUCUUGUUGGACUUAGUGGGACUACCUUCUGAGUAGUCAUGUUUGGGAUUGCACUGUUAGUCUGGAUCCAACUCAUGUGUUUUUGAAUCUACCUAACCCCUCCAUUGAUGGAAGACUUGGAGCAUUUUAAAAGUUUGUUUUGUAUGCUACUCUGUAAAUAGGGUUGCAGAACCUCCUUCAACCUAAGGACUGGACUCCAAUUUGGAGACGCUCUUGGGGGCUGCAUUCCAGUGAUGGGUGGAGCCAAAGGCAAAUGCGGCAGGGCCAAAAUCCUCCCCAAAUACCAGCAUAUUUUAGCAUAAAGCUCCUGCUGCCAUUAACUAAGCCUUUGGAGAGGCAGUCCAACCUUUUAGAAUGGGGGAAAAGCUGCUCAAAAGCUGG
Messenger RNA from Elgaria multicarinata webbii, 1882 nucleotides. RefSeq names its product TNF superfamily member 11 (gene TNFSF11). Gene Ontology annotation, cellular component: membrane. NCBI's taxonomy places the organism in Eukaryota, Metazoa, Chordata, Lepidosauria, Squamata, Anguidae. Bases 1 to 969 code for a protein of 322 amino acids. Gene Ontology annotation, biological process: immune response. The record is from RefSeq and is a predicted model, not a curated record. Gene Ontology annotation, molecular function: tumor necrosis factor receptor binding. The transcript is spliced from 5 exons.